AUAAAUUCACAAUGGCUUCGACGGAGAAGAAGAUCAACGAGAAUUGAGAAAAAACAAAUCUUGAAGUCAGUGAAGAAGAAGAAGAAGAACAACAACAACUUUUGAAUCACAAUCAGCACCACCGUGUUUGAAGCCCUGUUCAAAGACACCGAGCGAAGAUUCAAUCGCCGGAGAAAAUCAAUCUUCAUCAACUAUUUGCAGGCUCAAUCUAUAAAAUUCUCCCACUUAAUCUCCAGAAAAUCAACGGAGGACCAGAGAUACGACCCGAUUCCUCAAUCCAAAUCCCAAAUCUAAAGAAUCAAGCAGUAGCAAUUCGGAUUUUAUGUGCACACGGAAGGUGUUCGACGAAAUGCCUGAAAGAAAAUGAUCUCCCUACAGCGGCGCCGGAGUUUCGCCGGCGUUAUUCCGCCGUCGAAAUUAUUGCAUCCAAUCAUUCAAAUCCAGAAUCGCAAUCUCGUCAAUGUGAAGCUCAAGUGGGUAAAGGAUUCUGUUCUUGAUUCCGCCGUGUCCGCCGAUAUAGGCCUCAAAGCUACUUGCACUCUGGUUUCACUCAUUGGUUCCCGCCAUGAUCGUGCUCUUCCCAUUCAUCGUCUUUCGAAAUAUCGCCGGCAGCUCGGCCUCCCCGGCGACCUCAAACUCACGACAUUCAUUCGCCAGUACCCGAGUAUCUUUCAUGAGUUUUACAGCCCAGAUUCCGGCGGCACUCCUCUUCCGUGGUAUAAAUUGACGCUGGAAGCAUCGGAUUUGUAUCGCCAAGAAACGAUCGCCGUUUACGACGAUUGUUACGGCGACAUUUUGCGCCGGCUGCAAAAGUUGCUCAUGCUAACGAAAGAUCGAUUACUUCCCCUGCAAACGAUUGAUCAGCUGAGGUGGGAUUUGGGGCUACCGUACGACUACGAAAGAAAGAUCGUCGCAAACCAUUCGGAUCUCUUCGAUUUUGUCGACCUCCCGGACGGACGUCGAGGUGUCAAGCUAUUAGCUUGGGAUGAUUCGUUGGCGGUAUCGUGUUUAGCGUCGAGAAAUUCGAAUCUCGCACAAAAAGACGGCGCAUUGGAGUUUCCGGUUGGGUUUCCGCGGGGAUUCGGUUUGAAAAGGAAGUGCGUCGAAUGGUUAAACGAGUGGCAAAAGUUACCGUACACUAGUCCUUACGUCGACGCAUCUCAUUUGGAUCGAAGAACGGACGUCUCAGAGAAGAGGAUCGUCGGGGUGUUUCACGAGCUUCUUCACCUAACGAUCCUCCGGAAAAUGGAACGAAAAAAUGUGAGCAACAUGCGCACGCCGUUGUCGAUGCCUCAGAAGUUCACUAAAUUGUUCGAAAGGCAUCCCGGGAUUUUUUACAUAUCGAAGAAGGGGGGCGUGCAGACGGUCGUUCUUAGGGAGGCGUACGAUCACGGGAAGCUCGUCGAGAAGCAUCCGUUGAUCGAUGUGAGGGCGAAGUAUGCAAUUGCGAUGAAGGAGGGGUAUUUGGAUCGAAGUAGAGGAUUGUAUAAGAAAUCGAGGGUUGCGGGCGAGGAUAGCGCGACGAAUGUCGCCGUCGCCACCGCAGCUUUCGACCGAGGUCGCCGGCGGCGAGUGUGUGAAUCGGAAACGGAGAGUGAUUGUGAUUUGCUUGAGGAGUAUGAAUCGGAUGAAGAGUGUUAAGAGGAUCCUGAAACGGGUGAU
Messenger RNA from Andrographis paniculata, 1662 nucleotides. Its product is annotated as protein WHAT'S THIS FACTOR 9, mitochondrial-like. The transcript has 2 exons. Gene Ontology annotation, molecular function: RNA binding. Bases 364 to 1641 code for a protein of 425 amino acids. NCBI's taxonomy places the organism in Eukaryota, Viridiplantae, Streptophyta, Magnoliopsida, Lamiales, Acanthaceae. The record is from RefSeq and is a predicted model, not a curated record.